Messenger RNA from Trichoderma citrinoviride, 1955 nucleotides. RefSeq names its product WD40 repeat-like protein. The record is from RefSeq and is a predicted model, not a curated record. Gene Ontology annotation, molecular function: protein binding. The transcript is spliced from 3 exons. NCBI's taxonomy places the organism in Eukaryota, Fungi, Ascomycota, Sordariomycetes, Hypocreales, Hypocreaceae. The coding region runs from base 24 to 1955 and encodes 643 amino acids.
CCAACCCGCCGCAUGACCAGCGCAUGCGUAGCCUGAGCCUCUCGAACCUCCUCCGACACCACAAGCACGCUACCUUUUCCCACGACGAUCCGCAGCCUUCGCGACAGGUCAACGAAGUCGCCAUCGACGAUUCGGAAGACACGCAUGAACUGUCCGGUCGAAAGCUGCGUGGCCGUGCUCAGAGCACUGCCGGCACUCUCAAGGGGGUGAUUCGCCGAGCCUCCUUAUCCCUCAAGGGCAUGGUUCAUCGCCGACCAUCCCUCACAGCCGAGCCGUCUGAUGCCCACAACCAGGCCGGUCCUCACGCCAGGCCGACCAGCGCCCAUCACACUUGGACCCGCCUCCGCCAGGUCGCGCCCUUUCGCCGCUCGAGAUCCUUCUACGGCUUUCAUGCUACCGAUGAUGGCCUCGACGAACAGCGUCAAGGCCCCAACGCGCAUAUGCCUAUCCCCGCAAUGGGAGACGAGCCCCCAUAUAUCCCCAUGAACACGGGAGGUGCCGCCAAGGCCUCCGUGGCACUCCAGAACGAGUACUUCCAGAGGCAGGCCAUGCACACCCAGUGGCUGCAAUCGUCCAGCGAGGACAGCAACGACCGUGAGAGCGGAAUUGGCAUCGUCGUUACUGAGCCGUUCGCUGGGUCGGGUGUCAGCGUUGACGGAUCCAUUCCUGCUCAAGAUAGCAACAUUAGCAGGAUCGAUUUCAUCAAGCAGCUACCGUCCGAGCUGGCCAUUCACGUUCUGGCCUGCCUGGACGCCGCCGCUCUGGCCAAGGCAAGCGUCGUCUCCAGGCACUGGCAUGAUGUGGUUCGCAACCAGCACAUCUGGCGAGAGUCGUGUCUACGAGAAAUGACCACCACCUAUGCCACCAGCGAGCCCGUCAAGCCCGGCACUGGCCUGGGCAUCCCUCCGGUGGUUCCCACCAACGACUGGAAGCAAAUCUACCGCGCCAAGCUCGAGCUCGCUCAGAAGUGGAAAGAGGGCAAGGCCCGUCCCAUGUAUCUCAACGGACACACAGACAGCAUCUACUGUCUGCAGUUUGACGAGUAUAAAAUCAUCUCCGGCUCUAGAGAUAAGACGAUCCGAAUUUGGGACAUGCAGACUCUGGAGUGUCGUCUGGUCAUCGGACCUCCCGAAGUGGUCAAUGCCCCCAAUCUUCUGGAAGAUGCCGAAGGCAACCCGAUGCACUAUGUCAACUUCUCCGACAGCUUCAGGGCCGCGCCCUCCACGCCAAAGGUGGUGUCCUUUGCGACCCACCACAGAGCAUCUAUCCUGUGCUUGCAGUAUGACGACGAGAUCAUGGUGACGGGUUCCUCGGACUCCACGUGCAUCGUCUACGACAUGCGCAACGGCUACCGACCGAUUCGUCGUCUCACCCACCACACGGCUGCUGUGCUCGACCUGGCCUUUGACGACAAGCAUAUUGUAACGUGCAGCAAGGACAUUAGCAUCUGUAUGCGCGGAAACACCAUUGUGUCGUGCUCUGGCGACUUCCGCGUCAAGCUGUGGAACAUUGACACGGGAAGAUGCAUUCGCGAGUUCGUCGGCCACACCAAGGGCCUGGCGUGCUCUCAGUUCUCCGAGGACGGGCGGUACGUUGCCUCGGCGGGCAACGACAAGGUGAUUCGCAUCUGGGACGCCAACACGGGCGAGUGUGUCCGCGAGAUGCGCGCGCACGAGAACCUGGUGCGCAGCCUGCACAUUGACAGCGUGAGCGGGCGACUGGUCAGUGGCAGCUACGACACCGACAUCAAGGUCUGGGACAUGGAGACGGGCCGCCAGCUGCUCGACUUUCCACGCUGGCAUGCCAGCUGGGUCCUCAGCGCAAAGAGCGACUACCGACGCAUCGUCAGUACCGGACAGGACCCCAAGAUCCUCAUCAUGGACUUUGGCGCCGAGGUGGAGGGCAUUGACAUGUUGAAGAGCGCCAACACCAGCAUGGGCGGUGGCAUCUUUUGA